Molecule: messenger RNA, 4047 nt
Organism: Dinoponera quadriceps
Lineage: Eukaryota; Metazoa; Arthropoda; Insecta; Hymenoptera; Formicidae
Product: transcription factor GAGA
Exons: 5
Coding region: 686-1918 (410 amino acids)
Biological process (GO): regulation of transcription by RNA polymerase II
Cellular component (GO): nucleus
Molecular function (GO): protein binding
Source: RefSeq, a predicted model, not a curated record
CUCUUUCAAAAGCAAAAAAAGGAAACGCAUCCCGAACGCUGCCCGGAGGCUUCCUUCAAACGUUUCCCGCGGCUCCCCGGCGGCUUCCGGCCGCCAUUCGCUCUUUCUCUCUCUCCCCAUCCGUAGGACGGCGGCGGUGCUGCGCGUCGCGUCGCCUCGUGCACAUACGUGCACACGUCAGUCGCAGUUUACGGUACAUACGCACACACGUACGCACACGAGAUCCUCUCCGACACAGAGGAUUUGAAUCUUACAUACUUCCGCGAAGCGUGCCGCGCCGCAGCUCGAAGCGAAGCAUCGCGGUGCCGCGUCCGUCCGCGUCUCCCGAGGAAGUGGUGCGUCCCGCGUGCGGUACGCCGCGGUCGUCGUCGUCGCCACCGCGGAGCGGUAGCUCGCAGCCACUCGAGCCUGACUCGCGCGCGACUUAUGCCUAGGUGACCCCGCGCGCUCUUGCGACUUUCUCCAACCUAAUUUCCCGAACGCAGACGUCGAGCGAGCGCCAUUCAGCCAGCGAGUCAGCCAGCCAGACGGACGGACAGACGGACGGACGGCAAGAACCGUCGUCUCCUCUUUGUCAUCGUCGCCGCCGACGUCGACGUUGCGGUCGGCGCCAGCGGUCGUCGCCGUCGUCGGCGACGUCAUCAUCAUCAUCAGAAGCCAUCGCAGUUCAAGUCUCUGAUACGGAAUGGGUAGCAGCAGCCAGCUGUACAGUCUCUCGUGGGGAGAGUUCAGUUCCUCGUUGGCCUCCGCGGUGCAGCUCCUCAGAGGAGACGGCGAUUUGGUGGACGUCACUCUGGCUGCCGGUGGCCGCAGCUUCCCCGCGCACAAAAUUGUCCUCUGCGCCGCCAGUCCCUUUCUGCUGGACCUGCUGAAGAGCACACCAUGCCAGCACCCGGUGGUCAUGCUGGCCGGAAUCACAGCCAACGACCUGGAGUCUCUGUUAGAAUUUGUAUACCGGGGGGAAGUGAGCGUGGAGCCGUCGCAGUUGCCUUCGCUGCUCCAAGCUGCUCACUGCCUGUGUAUCCAUGGUCUGACACCGCCGACCAUUCUAACGGAGAGCGGAGAGGAGAUCCCCGCGUCGGCGAUACCGGCGGUGAACGAUAGCGUGUCGAGAGCGACCCUUAAUUCGUAUUACCCGCUCAAGCGGAGGAAAAAGAGGAGGAAGUCGUCCACGUCUUCCGGAAAAUGGGCCUGCACCAGUAACACCACCGACAGCGAGAGCAGGCCUAUAGACGGACACGACAACAACCGAACAAUGCCUUACGAGAAUAAGGACGACGACACUACGGAUCAAACUGACGAUACAGCGGGCAACUGCCUGGGGUACGCGAACAACCAUCAGGGCAGGAGCCACUCAUCGCGUAUGCAAGAGUCCUCCGUCGUGGACAAUCACCGGACGGCGGCGGCGGCACAUCAGGAUCACGCGUCGGACGGCGAGUCGCACUCGGUGAUGCCGAUAUCGGGGUACUCGCCAUUGCACAUACCACAGUUCCCCGGCUCUAUGAACAUGGGCUAUUCCCCCGGGUUGUCGCUCGGCCAAGCGGGCUCGACUUGUGCGUUAACCGGCAAAACACGCGGCGCCUCCGACUGUCCGGGUAUAUGCCCGUUGUGCGGGGCGACGCUCCGUCAGGCGAGGAAUCUGCGCAGGCAUCUGCUGUCGUCGUGCAAGUACCGCUUCGGCAACAACACGGUGACGCAGAACCUCGGCAGCGACUCGAUGAUGAUGGAGGUUAAGCCCGAGGUCGAACUGCCCGGCUACAACGACCAGGAGGGGACCCGCGGCAGCGCCGACAGCGGCGGUAGCAACCACAGCUGCGAGCAGAUAGUCUGCAAGCCCAGCCUACUCUCGCCGACGCACCGCACGCGGGACGCGGUGUCGCCGCACAGGAGCAUCCCAUCCCCGACAAUCGCGAGAUAAAUUGUACAGGAGGGGAGGGAGGAGAACUCGUCGGGGACGACGAGCACGCGCGGGAACGCGUCGUCGUUCGUCAUCCGCAUCGUUGCCUGGGAAAAGGGAUUUCUCACGAUAGUUUCCGCCUCAGUGACAGCCGACGACGAUGGCGCUCAUCUGCGGACUCCGAACUCGGCGUCGCGAAUAUUCGUCUUCCUGUCCGCGUGUACUUACGUGAGAGUUCGUGCUGUGUGCUUCCGUCGCUCGCUCCGAGCGAGAAUCGGGAGGGUGGACGUGAGGACGGUGAAGGAUCGUCGACGGACAUCUCGCUUGUGCGGUACAGUUGUGCAAUGCCGCACCGGUGCGGAAAGGACUCGAGGUGGCGACGAUGCGCCGGGAAAUUCGAGUAGCGCCCGCCGUGCGAAUCGGUAGGGGAAAGCCCGAGACUAUUCGCGAAGUCUUUCUGUGAUUGACCUCUUCAGGAAUGAUCACAAACAUGUGUUUGGGUAUUUUACUUUUUUCAUUCGCACAUUGUCGACAAAACGUAACAAACAUUGUUGUGAGUAAACACUAAUCACGAGGCAUGACAGGAAAAAGAGAGGUUACUGUUAGUAUUAUUAUUAAUUUUUUUAACGGGAGAUUAACCCUUACGUAAUGGAAAGCAAGAUAAAGAAGCAAAAAAAGAUAUAAAUGCAUACAUUACGGGAACGCAGAGAGAAAAGAAAUAUUUACAAGUGAAAUCUAAAGAGAAGGGAAGGAAAAGCAUAUCGAGAGGUUAAGUACAAUUGAUUAAUAUAUAUAUAUAUAUAUAUUUUUUUUUUUUUUUUUAAAGAAAGGCUGUUUCAUAUGAGAUCUCGUCAUAUGGUUAAUCCUAAUUUGACAGCUUUUUGGCACCUUAAUUUGGUACUGGGGUUACUUGUGUCCUCACUUAUUUAAAGUUUGCAAAAGUGCUAACAGAAAUCUAUCAAAAAUCACGUAUGUAUUUUUAAAUCUAUAGAAUAGAAUUAUGCGAAGGAAUAAUCGCAAAUGUUCACCCAGAUAUUUGAUUAAAAAUAUAAAGAAAAGCACGAUAAAAACAUGAGUCCAUAAUGACACCUUAGUACAAUUAAGUACGAUUAACAUGUUUCGUAAGUUGCCGGUGGCCCGCGCUGAACUUUUUGUUUGGGCUGAGAUUUUAGUUUUAAAAUGGAAUAAUCAUGCAACACUUAGAUACUUUGAAUUAUUAUAACACAUGUUAUAGUCUAACAACAUGUAAUUCAUAAUACGGCAUGGGUCACCCGUGACGCCACGCAACAUGAUGAGCUAUUUAAAAUUGAUUUCGCGCAGAAUGUAUUAACAGAUUUCAUCUGUCACUGAAAAAGAUCAAAUCAUUUUCUCUUGAUUUUAACAAAUUUCUGAAGAGGUUAAUUCCAAUAUUAACGUGUGUGUAAGACUUGUGUACGUUGAACAUAGUUUUCGCGAAUGUCCCGAGUUCGUCAGAUGUCAAAUGACGAAUAUGAGGUGCCUGGUGUAACCGAACGAGGGACUGCACUGCACAAGCGACACGUCCAUCGAUGAUUCUUCACCAACCUCUGCUCCAUUUUCUCCGAUCGUUCUCUUUGGAGCGAAUUACGGAAGUGCACAGAAUGAAUUCUUAUAUAAUUACACCCGAACUCGACGUAUGCGACUCCUCACGUGUACUUACAUGAGAGAUAAUUGUGUGCAUGUGUGUGUGCUUCCGUGCUUCGCUCCAAGGGAAGCGAACGAGGAAAGUGGAUGAUGAAGACGGUGAGGGAUCAUCGACGGACAUCUCGCUUGUAUAAUUAUUUUGUUCGGUUACACCGAGCGAUCGCACUCGUUAUUUAACAUUAGACUAAAUUCGAGAUCCUCGCGGAGACCUGUUACGUUCAACAUACACGAAUCUCUCACGUUAGAGUGUAAGCCAAUAGUAUAGGAAUAAUCACAGCGCAAUUCUGAGAACAGCACCGGCGAGCGAGAGAGCAAGAGAGAGAAAGAGAGAGAGAGAGAGAGAGAGGAGGGGAGAGAAGUGCGCGACCUGCUCGAUAUUCUUUUACUGUCAGAUUUUUAGACGAAUCUCAGUGUGUGGACAACUUGCGCGUGUGUGUGUGUGUGUGUGUGUGUGUGUGCGUGCGUGCGUGCGUGCGUGCGUGCGUGCG